This is a messenger RNA of Funneliformis geosporum, 411 nucleotides long. The record is from the annotation of a GenBank genome assembly. NCBI's taxonomy places the organism in Eukaryota, Fungi, Glomeromycota, Glomeromycetes, Glomerales, Glomeraceae.
AUGAGUACAGAAGAAGAAAAUAAAGCUUCCAUUGCUUUUGAAAUAGAAUUUGAAAAAAAUCCCAACGCUCCUAUUCCAGAACACUAUAAAAAAAGGCUUGAAGAGGAAAGUCAAAAAAGUUUAAAUGAUGAAGAACUUCGAACAAAGCUUAAGACUAAGCUUAAAGCGGCAGAGGAAAGGAAAAAAAAGGCAGAAGACGAAAAGGCAGCUAAAGCAGCUCAAGAAGUAGCUCAUGCUAAAAAAGUAGCGGAAGAACAAAGAAGACUUUCCGAUGCUCAAAAAACAGAAAAUUUGGCCAAAUUACAAGAAAAUUUGGUUAAUGCUGAAGCGAGAAGAGAAGGAGCUCAAAAAGAAAAACUUGAAAAGAUUGCUAAACAUCACGAUGAUGUAAAUAAUAUCUCGAAAAAAUAA